Messenger RNA from Anas platyrhynchos (mallard), 2687 nucleotides. RefSeq names its product yippee like 5 (gene YPEL5). The record is from RefSeq and is a predicted model, not a curated record. NCBI's taxonomy places the organism in Eukaryota, Metazoa, Chordata, Aves, Anseriformes, Anatidae.
UGGUGGUGUCCUGGCGGUGUCCUGGCCGGAGUGUGUGUGCCUCAGGCUGGGAUUGAAAAUACCUUGUGGUGAAAUAUCUGGUGCAGGGGCCAGAGACUCGGCCCUGUUUGCUUUAACAGUCACAGAAGUCUAUAUUGGAGGACUGCUGGUUCUCAGACCUGCUGAAAGGCUACACAUUUUCAACACGUUUUCAUAUGCAUCCUCACUUGUGAGCAGCAGAAACCUGGCAAGAUAAAGCUUAAGCCCUGUUCCUGAGAUGAGACGAUGAAUCUUAAGCUCUGUUCCAGAAUCUGAGAUGCUGAAGCAACACUGAGGCAUCUGCUAUAUCUGCAGUCUGGUGUGUGCCUGCUGGCUCUCUUGAGCUCUCACUCAUUGCCCUGUGUCUUCAAGAGGUCUUGAGUAUAGACUUACAUAAGUUCCAAAAAUGGGAAGAAUUUUUCUGGAUCAUAUUGGUGGCACUCGCCUGUUCUCCUGUGCAAACUGUGACACAAUUCUGACCAAUCGCUCUGAGCUCAUCUCCACUCGCUUCACAGGGGCCACAGGAAGAGCCUUUCUUUUUAACAAGGUGGUAAAUCUGCAAUACAGUGAAGUUCAGGAUCGGGUCAUGCUCACUGGCCGCCACAUGGUUCGAGAUGUGAGCUGCAAGAACUGCAACAGCAAACUGGGUUGGAUCUAUGAAUUUGCUACUGAAGACAGCCAGCGCUACAAGGAAGGCCGCGUUAUCCUGGAAAGAGCUUUGGUCCGAGAGAGUGAAGGAUUUGAGGAGCAUGUUCCGUCUGACAAUUCCUGAAGAGACUUGAGUCUCUGCUUGGGUUCUCUUCAUUCGAAACUCGAAAGUAAUAAAAUCAACAAAAAAAAUCUGCUUACAUACACUGUCACCUUAGCAUCAGAGUCGGAUUCAUGGACUACAGAGUGGGAAAGAUUUUGAGAGUUUUUUUAGAUGGAACCUUCCUUUCUUUAUUCCUUUAUAUUUUACUAUCCUUCCAGCAGCUGUUUGUAGAAAGAAUGUUGUGCAGUUGCUGUAACUUUUUCUCUCUUGCAUUUAUAACUGUUAGAUCUGAGAAUGUAUCUGCAGAUACAGUGGGCUAAAAGGAAAAUGUUUGGGGGAUUUUUCUUUUGUUAGAGAGAGAUCAAUUUUCUUUUUUUAGUUUGCAGAAACUGAUAUCAGUGUAAAGUUAUUUUAAAAUUACAGGUGUUUUUUUAAAAGUAUAUUCCAAUUUUGGCUUAAGUUUUUAGCUACUUCUUUUUUGACUCGGUCUUUUCACCUGAUUUGCUAGCUAAACUAAAGAGAUCCGAAUUUGUGCCAAGUGCUAAAGGUUCAGUGGUGGUACAGCUUGGGCUGGCCCUUGUGUCAUAUUCUUGUCGAGGUUGAUUGGUAGCACAGAGCCCAUUAUUUUUUUUGUCAUUCUUGACCCCAGGAUGUCACCAUUUCCUGUUUGUGAAGUCACAGUCACUAUGUAAACUGAUGUUGAUUGAAAACUAUUCUUGAAAUAGGGCAAAACUGCUUGGCUUCUUUUUUUUUUUUUUUAAACUGAUGUAACUUAUAAGCAUAGUAAUAAUAUAAAAUAAUACCUGUCUGUUUAGUCUUGUGUUGCUUACCAAUCAGAAGUUGUGUUUGUCAUGAUAGGGAUCCAGUGGGAAACUCCUGUUUCCGUAGUAAAUUUUUUUCAUUAUUUCUUUAUUAAUCUCAUUAAGUUGACAGGCAAUUGCAGAUCUUAUUUCUUCAAGUAGCUUUCUUUAAACCCAGAACUUCUUAUGUUAAACACAGCUGCUGUGUAAAAGGAGAAGACUGCCAGCAUGUUUGUUCAUGCAUAGAGUUACGCAAGCUGCAUCUUGUGAAAAGAUUAACUUAAACAGCUUGUUUUCAUAUGCCACUUCUGGUGUUCAAACUCUCUUCUCUUUCAACUUUGAAAUUUUUCAUUGUGAUGUUACUUUUUUAUCUUUCUGGGCAGCAGUACAUGUCAGCCUAGUAGUAACUAGUGACUUGGAUUUCUGCUUUCUUGUAGAGGUCAGCUCUGCUUAAAACAGUGAUGUUGCUUGCCUUGUAGCAAAAAUGCUCUUCAUUAACUUAAUUAACUCAAGGGUGCCCAAACACUUUCAUUGUCUUAAGCCAUAAGUUAAGAUCUCAAGGGCUGCAAUUAAUUUGAAUGUUAGAUAUGUAUGAUUCUUUAUCAGAGAUCCAUAUUUAUUUAUUUUUUCUUAUUGGGUAAAUAGUGGCCAAUGUGAAACAAGUUACCCACAGAUGUACAAGGAGACAACCAGAUCUGGCCUCUGAUCUUUCCGAAUAACUUUUCUUCACUUGCCACAGCUCCAUAUCUGAAAUUAAAAUGUGGAAGGUGACUGUGCAGGGUAUUUUUUAUUUUAUUUUUAUUUUUAGCUGCCUAGUGGCAAUUUGGACACCCCUGACUUGAAUCUACUGCCUAUUUGAUGUAAAAGUAGCUUUACUAUAGAUUUGUCAUAUAGAAAGAAAACAGAGUAGAUCACAUACCAGAGCUGUGCUUGAAUCGAGCUGCUUAAACAGUAGUGUACUUGUGCCUCAGAUCAGUUUUUGCACUGAGUACAGUAGUACCCCGUUAUCUUGUGUUUCUGUCCUUCAAAAACCCCCAAAGUCCCAUUAGCAUGGUCUUCUGCAGUACUUUUCUUGUACUUCUGACAUUACAGUAGAAUAAAGUAUGUUUUGUCCUGAA